GGGCGCCGACGGGGCGGGCGGCGGAGGGCGCCACGUCGGCAGCGGAGGACGGCGCGGGAGUAAAGUCUCCGCCGGGCCGGGUCGGGUCGCGGCGUGCCCGCUGCGACGAGCGGUGGAUGCAGAACAUCUCUGGGGAAACAGCUGACCUAACACCUCUUGUGCAAAGGAAUAUAUUUGGGAUGCACCUCUAGUAGGGAGAGUGAAGAGGAACCACCCUUAGGAAACACAGCAGUCGGGUGACCGUGGGCUCCCUUCCGAAGUGGGAUGUAAGCACUUGGAUGUCAUCACACCAAGGAGGCGCUGAAUUGCAGAAGAGAUCUGCGGCAUACGUGAACUUAUUUUUUUAGGUAACAAUGAAUCAAAUGGACAAGAGUCAUCAGGAUGUCCCAUCCUACCUCCAUGAUGAACCACCAGAAGGUUCAAUCAAAGACCACCCGCAGCAGCAGCCUGGCGUGCUCUCUCGUGUGACUGGUGGCAUUUUCAGUGUGACAAAGGGAGCUGUGGGUGCCACGAUCGGGGGUGUUGCUUGGAUUGGAGGGAAGAGCUUGGAAAUCACCAAAACAGCAGUCACAUCAGUGCCUUCAGUGGGAGUGGGGCUGGUCAAAGGAAGUGUUUCUGCUGUGGCUGGAGGCGUUACAGCAGUAGGAUCUGCUGUUGCGAGCAAAGUGCCUUUAACAGGAAAGAAAAAGGACAAAUCUGACUAAAGCCAAAACUGAGAGACGUACUUGAUUUUCUACAAUAUUACAUUGGUGGCAUUAAAAUCUGCUAAGAUUUGGACCAUGAGAAGCCAUGUGUCUUAGACACUGUCUUCUGAAGAGAAGGCUGAUUUCAUCUGGAAAGGACAGAAGAAGCUUGGCUAGCACAGCAUCUGAAGAUUUGUUACGGCCUAGUUUCAAGCUUUGUACCUGGUGAAAUGUUACACUUGAUAACUAUAGGAGUGAGUAUGUGUGUCUGAAGGGGUAAUGUGUAUUUGAAUAUUCACGUACUCUAAGUCUUCUGCAGUUUUGGACUGAAAUGUGAACAUAGAAACUUAAGUUGAUAAUCUGCCGUACAGUCAGUUUGAUGAGGUGCCACUUACUGUCCCCAGUGGCUUCCACAUCCUCCUGCUAAGGAUCCUUGAGCUGUGUAAUGGCACCGUGGGAUGUGCUUCAAUAGUUACAGUUAGGAAACAGUACUUGCAGGCAGCCUGACAGUUUUCAGUGACUGCACUCUGCCAUUCCAAACUGGAAGCAAACAGAUUGAAAAUGAGAGGGGGAUGGGAGGUGAGAAAGUUUGACAGAGUGGUACAAGGGAUAAUAAAAUCUAACUUAAUGCCUUAUUAGAAAAGAACCUCUCUAUUAGGUGAAGCUUCGUAAAGUGCUGUUCUGUUGUUUCUGUGCAGUUCAUUGAACAAGCUUCAGAGAAUGAUACCUGAAACUUACUCAGUUUUUACUGAAUACAAGAUUGCUAAAUCUCAGGUGUAUUUAAUGAUAGGCAUCUGUCUACUGCAAGUGGAAACUUGCUUUAAUCAGCUUCUGAGAGACACCAGAAAAUAAUGAUGGCUUAGCGGAAACUGAGCAGGUGGCUGUGGUCAUCUAACACAGCUGUGUGACUUGAAAAAAUUGCUUUGUGUAGCUGGAAACCACUGAAGAACCAGCAAAGCUGUUGUCUCAGCUCCUUGAUGUGCCAGGUUAGCUUCUUGCUCUGUUCAAAUGGAUGCAAGAUUUUUUUCACUACAUCUUUAUCUCAUUCCUUGCAUUCUGAGUAGAAUGCAGUACUUUGAUUCAAACCAAAAAUGGCAUGUGAGCGCCCUUUAAAGAAAAAAAGCUGUAUACUGACAAAUGCCAAACUUUGACACUCCUCAUACGGGAACAUCUGUAGGUCCUCCACAGUGUGUGAGGCCAAAUACACUCCAAGGACACAGCUUGAGGUUGCCUUAAAGUAGAAGCCUCUGGUGAUCUUUAUGUGUGUGUGCUGACUUCGCAAACAAGAAGGCUGUGAACAUUGUAUAUGCAGUAUUUUCUAAGAAGUUGUGUUCCUUCCAAAAACUUCCAAGCUUGUAAGCUUACUUUUCAGGUAGCUGUGGUUGUGCGAGGAUAUAUAGAGACUUCUUAGAGAUUAAAGAAAAGCAAAAGUAUAUCACGUGUCUAAAACUUGCUCCUGUGUUCAUGGUUGUUGAAAGUAAACUGUGCACGUGAUGGUACAGCGGUAACCCUGUCUUCUGAGCCAUUGGUACUUCAGCUGCAGUCUGGAACAGCUAUACUGGCUAUCAGUAAUGAUGGUGUAUUACUAGGUUUAACGACUGGGGCAAUCGGGAGAGCAAAACCCAGCAGGUGGACUUCUGCUCCCUUCGUUAGUUGCACCAGUUGCUUAUCUCCAAACUGCUGCAGGUGUGUAAUGAGGUAAAGUCAAGCAAUAAAUGCAAUCCUUACUACUUUUAUAGCCAGAAGGUGACAGCACAGAAUGCUGCAUAGUUUGAAGAUCCCACAUAGCUGCAGGAAUGAGCACCUCAGACACCAGCAGCAGUGGAGCUGCAGUAAAUAACUGUGAGCCUAGUGCAGUUUCCAGUGUACCCCAGGGCACUACCAGUGAGCACUGUGUAUCAGCUGGUUUGGAGCACAGCAAGAUUUGUAACACUCAACCAAACCCUUCACUGUUUUCUGAACGCUCAGACAUUGAACUUGUUUUACCACCCCCCCACCCCACCCCUUUUUUAUGUCAUUCUUUAAUUUUUAUGCUAUGAAACCUGCUGCAGAACAAGCAUGUUAGGAGAGACGCCAUGUUAGAACUGUACAAGGUUGCCACCUGCUUUGAUGUGUUUUGUUCUUAGCAUGUGUUGUAGUUAUUACUUCUGAAUCUUGUAACUGAAAUGCUUUACCGUGGCAUAUGGUUUUAGUUUUGGAGAAGAGCUUCUUCCUGUAUUCUGUGUUAUUUUCCAUUUGCUUAAGAAGGCCCUGUCUUAAGAACUUGUUCUGACUCUGUCCUGACACUUGUGAAACAUUAAAUUGUUGCUGUUUCAGACUUAC
Molecule: messenger RNA, 3005 nt
Organism: Coturnix japonica (Japanese quail)
Lineage: Eukaryota; Metazoa; Chordata; Aves; Galliformes; Phasianidae
Gene: TMEM263
Product: transmembrane protein 263
Source: RefSeq, a predicted model, not a curated record